This is a messenger RNA of Aspergillus uvarum CBS 121591, 1119 nucleotides long. RefSeq lists its product as uncharacterized. The transcript is spliced from 6 exons. NCBI's taxonomy places the organism in Eukaryota, Fungi, Ascomycota, Eurotiomycetes, Eurotiales, Aspergillaceae. The coding region runs from base 1 to 1119 and encodes 372 amino acids. The record is from RefSeq and is a predicted model, not a curated record.
AUGGCACUAACCCUGACCGGAGUCUACAACGCGAGGCAGCUCCGGAUAGUGGUGAUUAACAGUAUUCUUGUGUUUUUGUCAGUUACCGCUGUGUUGUUGCGAUUCUGGGCUCGAAACUUGCAAGCACUGGAACCAUUCCUGGAAGACUACCUGAUAGUCGUUGCUUUGGUACUAUCCUUGGGAGUGAAAACCCUUCUCUUUCAAAGUCUUCAUGCCGGCGUAGGUGAGCACGUUGACUCCUUGACAACUGCGACCGUACAAGAAUACGCCUUGAACCUGUAUUUGAUGCAAUUACUCUGGAACACUUGCCUACCCAUAAUCAAGCUUUCCAUUGCCCUUUUCUACCAACACAUAUUCCCAAUCCGAUCCAUGGUCAUUGCCUGUCGCUCCAUCAUCGUCUUUCUCUUCGCUUGGUACCUGGCCUUCCAGACGACGGCCAUCUUCCAAUGCACACCAAUUCACCACGCAUGGCAGAAGAGAACUACCAACGGGCGAUGCAUUAAAUUCGUUCCCUUCGUGGUCACAUUAGCCGCGACAAAUCUAUGUACUGAUAUACUCCUUCUCGCCCUGCCAACCCGCGAGAUUUGGAAGCUUCAAAUCGCGCAAGGAAAGAAAAUCGGAUUGUCGGUCAUUUUUUACUCUGGGUGUUAUGUCUGCUGCCCCUCUCUCAAUGAAGUUACCGUUUUUUUGCAUUAUGUGUGUAUCAUCUCGGUUGUACGGCUCGAAAAUCUGAUCGCCAUCAGCAACGCGGACAUCACGUGGUCCGAUACAUGUUCCCAUCUGUGGACGGCGAUCGAAAGCAGCCUAGGAGUGGUGGUGGCGUGUCUCCCGAGUCUGAUGCCCAUCGUCCGCCUGAUUCGCCAUGGGAAGGAGUGGAGUGGACAGCACCGCAAAUCUCUUCCUGGUGCCGGUCGAGGGUCGUCUUCUUACCUCAAUAACCUGCAUGGGUCCUACGAGCUGUCGCAACCAUCUAUCCCCAAUCACAUUAGCUCGGGGCCGGUUCGGCCUCGACUCCGUGCCGGCAGCAGUAAUUCGGCCUUGAUUGAGAAAUACGUGGGAGAAAUUGAGGUCACCACCGAAAUCGCGCAGCAGGUGGAGUCUAGUACUGGUCAUACUUAG